AAGCCAUCGUUGGAAAUUCUUGAACGUUUCCUGUAUUUUACCUGGUAGCUCGUCAGCAGGCAUAGAAAUGUCAAAAACGAAACAAACACAUUUCACUUUAUCUUUCUUUUCAGGGCACUUCUUGAAUUUCUUUGAAUCCCUGUUUAUUCCAUACUUUAUCUAAAAGUUUACCAACACUUACUUAAAGAACUCUGUAGUAGUUACCAUAAUGAUUGUAAACGAAACCAAGUUGUUGCAUCAUUUUAUUGCACUUUCUUAACCCUUACCCUGCUAAAUUUCUAUAAUGAACUUGUCCAUGUCUCAAUUUGGACAGAACCAUUAACUUUUAAAGGGGUGUUCGCUGAAAAUUUACUGACUGAAUAGCGAACAGUGCAGACCAUGAUCAGACUGCACGGAUGUGCAGGCUGAUCUUGGUCUGCACUGGUCGCAAAGGCAAAGUCACUCUCCGCCAGCACGCUAAGGGUUAAUCAUAUGAAUAUCAUGAAGCAAGUAUAUUAUCUAAAAGAAGUGCCUUUAGAAGGAUAGAAUCUGACCAAACAAACAAUUACAGACUCAAUUCGAUUGAGUCUGUACAUGAAAGGGUUAUGGAAAGUGCAACAACCCUUACGCCCCUGGCACCGCUUUAAGAGAAAAUUUUAUUACAUAGAUAUUGAAUUGACUCUAUGAUCACAAAGGACCAGAAAAUAUAACAAAACUGAAUCCAAGUACGCGGAUGCUUUCCACGGCCGCCACACAACACGUAGACGUUGUUGUUAUGAUAGUUAAAUUCAUAAGAGAUCCUUUGGAAGCAUAGAAUGAAACCAAUCAAAAUAAUAGCAGACUCUGUUCGAUUUAGUUUGUCCGUAAGAAGUAAUGGAAAAUGCAACGUCUCCUUAUGCUCCCCCCUUGUUUCGCCUUAAGCUUGAAUGUAUUGCAGAAAUAUUGAAUGAACUCAAUGAUGGUCCCAAAGGACCAGAAAAUAUAUCAAAAACGAUAGUAGAUAUACAUGUUCCGUUUUCACAGAUUGAAAUGUCAUAUUUGAGCAUGAGUUUAGUACAACUUAAUUCGAAUUUUGUAAAGAUUUUAUUCAUUGACUGUCUACAACCAUAAAUACAAUAAAUAUUUACUUUAUAAUUAAAAUCUAAAAUUUGAAAGGUGUCUCUGUCACAACUGGAAAAGAUGAACCCUUUUAUCAGUUGGGACAUAAUAGUCACGAUGACGUUUUUCAGCUGGAAUCGAAGAAGGUGAGAAAACACCGGAUACAGAUAUUUCAAUGAAUUCAGCUGUUGAAACAUCACGGGAUACUUCAGGAAAUCUUGAUGAUGGUUCAAAAGAGGGGUCGCAACAGUCUGCUACAGAAAUUAAACUAGAAUCAGAGCCUGAACCUGUCCAAGAACCGGAACCUGAACAAAUCCCAGAUCCAGAACCUGUUCCAUGCCAUGAGCAAAAGCCUGAAGUCGAGCAUGAGGGAGAACGAAAGGUAACACCAGAACCUGUUCCAGACGAAAUUGCUGAACAGGCAGAAGAACCAGCUGAAGAAAAUAAGGCUACACAAGAAAAUGACACGGAUGCUUCAAUGGUGCAGCUUUUCAGUUCACAUAGUGGGAAUACGAUAAAGGGUAUAGAAAUGCAGUUUACAGAAUUGUUAACGAAUCAGCUGAAAAAUAUUAAUUUUGUCAAAUGCAAUCAACUCGAAGAUAUAGAUUCGAAAGAGAUGCUGAUUGUCCUGUGUAUCAUUUCAUCUAGAGUAGGAACAGACGCAGCUUACGCUAUAAAAGACAUUAAUAAUCCAGCUAACACAGUUCUUAUGCUCAUCCAUAACAAAAAGAAUCAUGCCUUGCCGAAACUUACCAGUUCAUCUGUUCUUACUGACCAGAAAUUCAGGAAACUAGGAGGUGUAUUUGAUUUGGCGUUUUUUGAUGGAAGAGGAAUCUACAAAUGUGAAAUGAAUGACAUUGCUUUAAAACGAGUCUGCACCUUCAUAAAGCAAAACAGGAUAGACAGAAUUUGAUGAAAUGAUUGUCAGUCAGUUAGAUUGCUAAAGUCUUAGAUCUGCAGAAGGCCUGGAAAAUUCUGACUUCGCACACAAGUAGUGGUCAAUCAUACAUUGUAUCACAGUAUUGCUCCAAUACAAGGGUAAUUGAUCAAUUAGAAAAUACGUUGGCCACGUGUAAUUGCAUUGUUGUUGAUAAAUUUAUGAGAAGUGUAGACAUUUUUUGUUAGUUAAAAGUUUUCUCAUUAAUACGUGAUACCUUAUGUAUGUGAUAAGUAAGUACAAUAUGAUAUUUUUCAAAUUCAAAGACAGUUUUGUUUGUUCCCUUAAAUGAAAUAAGGGAGAUAUAAAACGAAAGGGGAUUAGGUAGAAAUCCAGGCAGCCGCUUGUAUAGUAUAGCGAGAAUAUUUAUUGAUUUUGAAUAACGGUAAUAUUAAGGUCAGUCCUUGAUAGCGUUUAUUUCAUAACAUACUAUUGCCUUUACAUCAUCACAUAUUUAAUUUCACCUUCGGACAAUUCAGCUACAAUCCAUUAGUUACUCCCUCUGUAUGGUAUGCUUAAAAGACCGCAAACUUACAAUAAUGCACACAUUAUGGCAAGCGAUGAAUAAACAAAUGUGACAUUUCGUUUAAAACAUGUUAUUAAGUAAAAUAUUUCAUGAAAAUUGAGAGCGUUAUUUCUUGAUGCGUACAUGGCGCUAAA
Messenger RNA from Mercenaria mercenaria, 2674 nucleotides. RefSeq lists its product as uncharacterized. Lineage: Eukaryota; Metazoa; Mollusca; Bivalvia; Venerida; Veneridae. The coding region runs from base 1253 to 1990 and encodes 245 amino acids. The transcript is spliced from 4 exons. The record is from RefSeq and is a predicted model, not a curated record.